Molecule: messenger RNA, 876 nt
Organism: Lactuca sativa (garden lettuce)
Lineage: Eukaryota; Viridiplantae; Streptophyta; Magnoliopsida; Asterales; Asteraceae
Source: RefSeq, a predicted model, not a curated record
AUGUUCGACAGUUCCAAACAAUUGGCACAACAACUCCUCGACCACAGGGCCAGCCAUAUCACUGUGGUGACCACCUCUGAGCAAGCAAAAGGAGCAAAACAACAAAAGGAAAUUCUGGAACAACAAGAAAAACCAACUGGCCUAGGAUUUUGCCAAGAAACAACAAGUACUGCCAGUUCGCACUGCCAUUAUGACUGCGCUCUGACACCCCUGAGGGCGUCUACUCAACAAGCUAAUCCGGCCGCCAACGCCGGAGCAAGCCGAGCCUGCUACGACUGUGGGGAAACCGGGCACGAAAAAAGCGAUUGCCCAAAAGCUAGAAACACAAACGCCAGUGGUGUCAGGAUAGUCUUGGCCUUGGGGCAAGGAGAAGAAAUGGAAGAUCCCAUGGUGGUUACUGAUACAUACGUCAUAGAAAUGGAAAAUGGAAAGACAGAGAGCACUAAUGACAUAUACUCAGAGAGUACCCUCACUCUAGACAACCACUCAUUCAAAAUCGAUCUAUUACCUGUUUCAAUAAAAAGCUUUGACAUCAUCAUUUGCAUGGAAUGGUUAAGUUCUAAUCGUGCUGACAUUCUGUGCUACGAAAGGGUUGUUAACCUUAAUCUUCCAAGUGGUGAAACUCUUGUCGUCUACGGCGAAAAACUUAGUGCGAACCUACAAAUCAUCUCUUGCGUCAAAGCGCAAAAGUAUCUCCGUAAGGAAUACCACGCCUUCUUAGUCCACGUAGUGGUUAAGAAGCAAGAGGUGAAAGUCAUCAAGGACAUUCCGAAAGUCUGCAAUUUCCCUGACAUAUUUCUAGAGGACCUUCCCGGAGUCCCACCCGCACGACGGGUCGUUUUCCGAAUCGAUCUAAUCCCCAGCUCUAACCCGUAG